ACAGAGACCUGCAGGAUGGAUUUUCUCCGGCUUCGUCUCCCUGGGCUGCAUCAGGCUUUGAGGGGAGCACUGGAUUCCUUCAGUGCGUUUGUUUCCUACCUCAUAGGAGACACAGUCCCCACAGUAGAGAGGCAGACACAGGCAGCUGAGGAACUGGGGGAGGUGACUGAGGGGAAGGUUGUAGGAGAGGAAGCCCGGGAGGUACUGGAGGGACUUAGAAGUGGCCAGAGCGAAGGGGUAGGAGCACCUGAAGAGACUAUAAGAUGCCAAGAAGGAAGUUUAGCUGGUGAACAGACCUGGGGGUGGAGAGCAGAUAGCUCCGCAAGGCCCCAAGCAGAAAGACAGGACACUGGGUCCUGGAAGGCAGCUGAGGAUGCCAGGGGCCAGGAGCCAAGUGUCCCACUGAAGCCUGAGGCAGAACCUGGGACUCAAAGAGUCAGGAGCAGUAAUACAACCCAGGAGAUCUGGGAAAAUGGUGAGGAGGAAGCAAGCAGUGGGGAGCGGCUGAGACCCUGUGAACAGAAAGAAGAAAAGGAGGAGGUGGUCAGAGCAGCAGAGCCAGUGAUGGCCAGGGGGGUGGAGUCACAGCCAACCUGGCACAGCGAGCCUGGGGGGAAUGCUGGCACUGAGGGGCAGAAUGUGACAGAGGACAGCAAAGAGAUAGACUGGGUGGCCAAAGACAUGGUUGCAGAAGUCGAGUGGCUUAGUGCCAAAGGGGCUGACAAGGAAGAGGAGAGGAUGGUCCCAAUGAGGGAUGACCAAAGUGCAAGGGCACAGGGGACACAAUGCCCCGGGGCCGAGUCUGAGGACCAGGCCAUGUUGAGUAGAGAGGCCUGGACAGUACCAGACAUGGAGGGGGAUGAUAGCCUAGGAAUUCAGGAAGCAGAAUACAGGUCAGACCCAGGAGACAACAUCCCAGAAGCUACUGGGAGAGUCUGGGUCCUAGAAGAGGCUGACAAGGGAGACCAGCAGGAUGAGGUCGACGAGAAGGGAGAGGCUGAAGUUAGGUUUCCGAUCCAGACCGUGGAGGCUGAGAGAACCGGAGAGAUGACUGAAGACCAGAUAGCUGAAAAGGGGGCUAUGGGAGACCAGGAGACAGGGGACAGCUUUGAAGAUGAGGAGAGGCAAGACUUAGCCAUCAGGGAUAAUGGAGUGAGUCUGGAAGAGGGGGUACAGGCAGAAGAAUCCUCCAGGGAGAAAAGGAACUCCUGGCCCACAGAGCCUAUGCUAGUCCUAGACACAGAGGCUAAAGAUGAACCUGACUGGGAAGACCCUCCAGAAGUCAGCACUGAGGAGUUGUUUAUGGGAGAGAGGAGUGAGGCAGCCCAGAUGACACCAGAGGUAUUGAGAGUAAAGGUGGCUGAAGGACAGGACCCCGAGCAGGUGAGAGGUCUCCAGGCUUUAACUAAACAACUUGAGGAAGGACAGAAGGGUCAGGAAGAGACUAGUGGAGCUCCAGAUCUGAGCCCAGAGUGGGUGCUAAGCUUGAAGGAAUAUCCUGGGCCUGUGGGGUCUGCAGGUCCUGAGCUAGAAGCCUGGGGAAACUGGAGUAGGGGUGUGGACCGUAGAAAUAGCCAGGAGGUAAAAGCAGAUGCUGAGGCAGGCAAGGAGCAGACUGCAGCCGAGCAGGCAGUGGAGAUCCAGGCUGAAGGAGGCCAGGAGGCCCAACAGCCAGAGGUCUUCGGGUCAGGAGGAGAGGAGGAGCUGACUGCCACAGCACUUAACCCAGAGCUGGAGGGAAGCCAAGGAACAGAGGCGGGGACAGAACAGUCAGUGGAGGAAUCCAAGUCCACAGAAAACGAGGCUGCUGAGGAGGAGGCUGUCGUGCCUUGGGAGGCAGAUGGAACUUGCAGAAAGAGGAGGCUGGAGGAGGUGACUCUGAGCCUGCAAGACAGUGAGGACACACAGACCAGUUAUUUGGCUGAUGAGAUUAUUGUGGGUAUCAGGGCCGUGGAUACCGAGGACGGGCCAAAAUGGGAAGCUGGGUUGGCUCCAGAAACAGAGCUUGGGAAAGCCUGGUAUUUCGAGGGCAGAGGGGAGGCUGGGAGAGGCACCGAGCUGGAGGAGGCUACGGAGAAGCAAAGUGGAAAGGAAGUUGGCUUGGAGGGCUCAGCAGAGGAGACGGUGUCUGGCUAUGACAUCCAAGAAAUUGAUGGGACUGAAGAGGGGGAGCAGGCAGAGAUGGAGACAUCUGUAAUGGCAGAAGACAUAAGGGGGGCGGAUGAUGUGACUUUAGGCUCCCAGGCAGAGAGUGCAGAGGGGUCCGUAACCCCCAUGGAGACUGAGGGGCUCCUAAAAGAUCAGAUGCUGUUGGAUGAAGAGGCUGGGGGAGGGCAGUCGCGAGAGCGGAAGGUCCACAACUCAGAGGGCGAGAUCCAAACGCUACAGGAGGAGGAGGAUGCCACAUGCGAAGCACAGAGCACAGAGAUCCAGGAGACCUAUCCUGGUCUGGAUGACUCUUCAGGCCAGCAGGGGCAGCAGACACACCAAAUCCCCACAGUAACUGUGCCUGGGCCCUCGGAAUCGGCUGAGGCUACAGCAGGUGCCCCAGGGGAUGUUCACAGCAACUGGAAUGAGGCCCUGCUCCCUGGGUCCCUCCUGGAUGUCUCUGUCCCUCGGAGUCGUGUGCUCCUCUCUCGAAGUUCCUCACGGCGGCGCUCGAGGCCCUCUUUCCAUCGAAUCUCUGUUCCUGAGCCACAGUGUGACCCUCCCAGCCCCCAACCACAGGAGGAGCAACCGGUCCCUGAGCAGUCCUCUCUUCAGCUAGUGGAAACUCCAGAGCUAAGUGCCACAAAGCCCGAGGGGACUCCAGUGCCAGCCAGAAGAAAAGUGCUGGGCCGUGGGUUUGGCUUCGCUCAUCCUGGCAUGAUGCAGGAGCUGCAAGCCCGAUUGAGCCAGCCAAAGCCACAGUGACACGGCCUAGAGCCCUAGUGAAAGAGGCCUCCCAAAGGAGGGUCCGAAGGCUCUUCUGGAUCCUGGUUACUCUUGAGUCCCUCAGCCACUGGAAUACAUCUUUUUCACCCUCUGGGCCUCAGCAAAACUGGAUAUUUAUGAAGACCUUGAAUCUAAGGAGUCUGAUUAAGCCAGUGAGGGAUCCGCUCCACUGGCAUCGAUCAUGGAUUCCUUUCCUGGUCCUCUUUCUCAUCUGUCUCAGCUACUCGGAAGGCUAUAAGGAAGACUGGGCUGGGGAGACUACUUUCCCCUAAAUUUCCCCAGUAUGAUCACCCGCCGCCCAAUUACACAUCAUGAUGAAGCCCCACAGAGAGCCGUGUAAGAUAGUCCACCUCUGGGGUGGAAGCCAGCCCAAAGGGAAGAGGUUCAAGGGGUCGAGCGAGGGACACCACUUGGAGUCCACGGCCACAGAUCAGUUACUUUGAGUUUACAAAAUGACGGCUCGGUAUCACAGCUCUGAAGGUUACUGUGCUAAACCUCCAUGCCAGAGUUGGGGAACGUUGCCCAGGAACUCCAAGCAUAUAGGAGUAGAGAGGGGUUCUGGGUGGCUGGAAGUUUCUCCCUCCCCCAACUCCUUCCCAAACCGUCCUGUUCUUUGGGUGUCAGACCUUCCUGUGAAAAGACAUGGACACACAAGCUAGGCUGGAUGGCUUUAUUAGGCCCCCAGCAUGGUGGCCUAACUCAAGAGUGAAACAAUAAAUAAACCAUUUCCUAAAAAUAAAUAAAUAUCCAAGAAAUAAAUAUCUGGUAAGGACUG
Messenger RNA from Mus pahari (shrew mouse), 3709 nucleotides. RefSeq names its product apolipoprotein B receptor (gene Apobr). Gene Ontology annotation, cellular component: membrane. The transcript has 4 exons. The record is from RefSeq and is a predicted model, not a curated record. Gene Ontology annotation, molecular function: very-low-density lipoprotein particle receptor activity. Gene Ontology annotation, biological process: triglyceride metabolic process; lipid transport. The coding region runs from base 16 to 2913 and encodes 965 amino acids. NCBI's taxonomy places the organism in Eukaryota, Metazoa, Chordata, Mammalia, Rodentia, Muridae.